Caenorhabditis sp. 36 PRJEB53466 is the source of this 1317-nucleotide messenger RNA. NCBI's taxonomy places the organism in Eukaryota, Metazoa, Nematoda, Chromadorea, Rhabditida, Rhabditidae. The record is from the annotation of a GenBank genome assembly.
AUGUCCGUGUCUAAAAAGAAGGACGAGGACAAGGAGAAGAAGUUUCUCGGACGUCUCCAGUACAAGCUCGACUAUGACUUUGAUAAAAACGCGGUCAGCUCACUCACCCCGAUCCCCAAAAUUCACUUUUCGCUGUUUUUCAGCUCACCGUCGUUAUUGUGCAGGCGGAAGAACUGCCGGCGAUGGACUUGGGCGGCACUUCCGAUCCCUACGUCAAACUGUUUUUGUUGCCCGAAAAGAAGAAGAAGUUCCAGACUAAAGUGCAGAGAAAGUCACUGAACCCCGUGUUCAAUGAGAGCUUCACUUUCAAGGUGGGAAUUCUAGAAACCGUAUGUCAAGUUGAAAGAGUGACUCUUUCAGAUUCCAUUCAAUGAAAUCGGCGGGCAGACUCUGGUACUCAAUGUGUUCGACUUUGAUCGUUUUGGAAAACACGACCAGGUAUGUCUGCGGGGGAUGGGGAGGAUGACAAAUUAUAGUCGAAAGGGGUACAGUAGUCGUCAUGACAUCACCUGUGGCAAAUGCGAAAACAAAGAGCGUCAACUAUAUAAUCAGUGGGGAAUUUCAGAUCGGACAAAUCUCAAUCCCGCUUGGAAAGAUCGACCUAGCAUCGACGAUCGAAAGAACCGAUCUGAUCGAGAGCCCUCCGGAGAACCGGCUCGGAGAAGUGUGUCUGGCCCUCCGUUACGUUCCGAACAAGAACAAACUGUCGGUGGUGGUGAUGGAGUGCAAGAAUCUGAAGAAGAUGGACGUGCUCGGCCUCUCCGAUCCCUACGUCAAGAUCUACUUGAUGAUGGGAACGAAACGUCUGGAGAAGAAGAAGACGACCAUCAAGAUGAAGACGUUGAAUCCGUACUACAAUGAAUCGUUCAGUUUCGAUGUGACUCCGGAGAAGAUGAUGGUAAGUAUUGGGUAGAGGGGAAGGAUUACUGUAACGGGGAUGUUUUCCAGAGAGUCCAUCUUCAUGUCACCGUUUCGGAUUACGAUCGUGUCGGUUCGAACGAGCGUAUCGGGCAGGUUCGUUUUCUAAUUUUAGACGGAGACUCUCUAGUUGGUCGUUGAUCGCGGGAAAGGGAAGGAUAUUUGAGAAGGGAGGGAAGAUUUCCGGAAUUUCAAAUUUCCGAAUUCUUAAUUUCGGCACGUGAACUCGAAUUCUCAGGGGGGAUAAAGAGAUGCCACGUCAUAACGAGAUGCGACUUCCAGGUUAUGAUCGGCACGUGCGCCACGGGCGUCGCUCUGAAACAAUGGAACGACAUGCUGGCGACACCUCGUCGAUCGGUGGCUCAAUGGCACACUCUCGUUCCGUUCAACGACGAUUAG